Messenger RNA from Sclerotinia trifoliorum, 4214 nucleotides. The record is from the annotation of a GenBank genome assembly. NCBI's taxonomy places the organism in Eukaryota, Fungi, Ascomycota, Leotiomycetes, Helotiales, Sclerotiniaceae.
UUUGAUUGCUUUUUCUUUGGAUAUCUUGAUAUCUUCUUGUUUCUUUUGACUUGAGAUAAAAGCUUUCGAUAUACUAUUUUUGGUCACUUUUCGUCUUCGUGGUGCUGAAACUGCGAGCUGUUUUGCGGUUGGUGGGAUUGUGAGUUUACAUCUAUAAACACCUGCAGUCUACGUCUAUAGGAAGGAACCGCUUCUUGUGUUUAUUGGAGAACAUACUUGUGUUUGUGUGAAAUAGGGUCCGGAUCGGAAGAACUAUAUAUUUCCCUUUCUCCGGGAGCUCGAAUAUCAUAAUGUCAAACUGGCAAGAGGAAGAAGGUCAAAGGAAUGGGGCCGCGAAUGAGGUUAAAGAAUCUCGGUAUGAAGGUCACGAGCCGAUGAGAAAGAAGGUGGUAGUUGUUGGUUUGGGUAUGGUGGGAAUUGCUUUUAUGUAAGUCCGGAUUUUUGCUGUCUAGAAUAUGGUGUAUCAUUUGCUCGAGUUGAUUCUAAAGCUGGUUGGAUGGGUUCGCGAAUUUGAGACACUUGCUAAUGCUACAAUAGAGAGAAGUUAAUGAAGCUGGAUGCAAAGAAACGAGAAUACGAUAUCGUGGUUAUAGGCGAAGAAUCACAUUUGGCAUAUAAUCGAGUUGGUCUGACGAGUUUCUUCCAACAUCGUAUCGUGGAGAAUUUAUAUCUGAACCCGAAGACAUGGGUGAGUUUUUCUGCUUGACUCCUCACUGUAUCCUUUGGCUAAUGCGCACCAGUAUGCAGAUGUUCCAGCUGGAUCUCUCAGUUAUCAUAUCAAUACCAAAGUUGUUGAGAUUUGUCAUUCUGACAAAAAAGUCACUUGUGCUUCGGGCGAAUCUGUCUCGUACGAUAUCCUUGUUUUAGCAACGGGUUCUGAUGCCCUUCUGCCGGGACAUACACCUGGCCAUAAUGCUAAAGGUGUUUUUGUGUAUCGAACUAUAGAGGAUUUGGAAAAUCUCAUACGGUUUUCUGAUCAGAAGAAGGAUACUCAUGGACUUGUUGUGGGUGGUGGACUCUUGGGUCUCGAAGCUGCAAAAGCUAUGAUGGAUCUUGAGAAUUAUAAAAAAGUACAUCUGAUUGAGAGGAAUAAAUGGGUAUUGAGUCGUCAGCUUGAUGCUGAUGCUGGAGGGUUGGUGGUCGAACAAGUGAGAGCACUUGGUUUGGAUGUUAUGUUAUCCAAACGAGUUGGGAAGAUUGAAGUUACGGAUGAGAAUGAAGUGAAAGGUGUGGUGUUUGAAGAUGGAGAAGAGUUGGAAUGUUCGACAAUCUGUUUUGCGAUUGGUAUCAAAGCUCGAGAUGAACUUGCUCGCCAAGCAGGUAUGAAAUGUGCUGAUCAUGGUGGAGGAAUUGUUGUUGGAGAUGAUCUAAGUACCAGUGUCAAAGACAUCUACGCGAUCGGCGAAUGUGCUAGCUGGGAAAAUCAAACAUUUGGAUUGAUUGCUCCUGGAAUCGAGAUGGCAGAUGUAUUGUCUUUCAACUUGACACAGGCUAAGAUACAUGCAUUUCGAAAGUUUAAGCGACCUGAUCUCAGUACUAAGUUGAAGUUAUUGGGAGUGGAAGUUGCCAGUUUUGGGGAUUUUUUUGCGGAUAGAGAUGGGCCUAAGAAUUUACCUGUCAGGGCUGCGAGGAAGGAUACAGAUUCAUCUGAUGCUUCAAGAGAGUUGAAUAGAUCUAGGUCAUCGCAAGUCAGGGCACUCACUUACAAGGAUCCUUUCCAAGCCAUCUAUAAGAAGUACUUGUUCACCAUGGAUGGAAAGUACUUAUUAGGUGGCAUGAUGAUUGGCGAUACGAAAGACUAUGUCAAGCUGGUACCUAUGGUGAAGAAUCAAAAAAUGCUAGAUGUACCACCUAGCCAAUUUAUCCUUGGGGCCAGUAAGGAAGGUGAUGAUGGUGGAGAUGACUUGGACGACGACACGCAAAUAUGUUCGUGUCAUAAUGUCUCCAAGGGUGAUGUCGUCCACUCGGUAAAGGAAGGAAAAUGCAAAAGUAUCGGAGACGUCAAAUCCUGUACCAAAGCUGGAACCGGAUGUGGCGGUUGCAUGCCUUUGGUUACGAGUAUCUUCAACAACACUAUGAAAUCUAUGGGACAGGAAGUCAAGAAUCAUAUUUGUCCUCAUUUCAACUAUUCACGAGCCGAUCUCUACAAUAUUAUUUCUGUAAAGAGCUUGAAGACUCUGGCGGAAGUCAUGAAAGAAGCUGGGAAUGAUCCAGAUAGUCAGGGAUGCGAGGCUUGUAAACCUUCUAUCGGAUCGAUUUUCAGCUCUUUGUACAAUAAACAUAUAAUUUCGCGUCCUUUGCAUGGUCUUCAGGAGACUAAUGAUCGAUUUUUGGCAAACAUUCAACGAAAUGGUACUUUUUCUGUGGUGCCGAGAGUCUCUGCUGGAGAAAUCACUCCGGAGAAAUUAAUACUUAUAGGUAAUGUUGCGAAGAAAUAUAAUCUCUAUACCAAGAUUACUGGUGGUCAGAGAAUCGAUAUGUUUGGAGCUAAAAAACAAGACCUCCUGGCUAUCUGGAAGGAGCUUGUUGAAGGAGGUAUGGAAUCUGGUCAUGCAUAUGCGAAGAGUUUGCGUACAGUCAAAAGUUGCGUGGGAACUACUUGGUGUCGAUAUGGGAUUGGGGAUUCGGUGGGUAUGGCUGUGAGAUUGGAGGAGCGGUAUAAGAGUAUUAGGAGUCCGCAUAAAAUUAAGGGUGGUGUGAGUGGAUGUGUGAGGGAGUGUGCGGAAGCGCAGAAUAAAGAGUAUGUCCGAAUUUAUCACUUUUUCCCUCUCAUCUACAAGGGUAAAUAUAGAAAUGCUAAUCAUAACCAUUAGUUUCGGUCUCAUCGCCACGGAAAAAGGCUUCAAUAUCUUCGUUGGCGGCAACGGCGGCGCCACUCCUCGCCACAGCGAACUCCUUGCCAAAGACGUUCCCCCUGACUCCGUAAUUCCUAUCCUAGAUCGCUACCUCAUAUUCUACAUCCGCACCGCUGAUAAACUGCAACGAACCGCUCGAUGGCUCGAGGCUCUCCCCGGCGGCAUCAAAUACCUUCGCGAAGUAAUCCUCGAGGAUAAAUUAGGAAUUUGCGCUAGUCUCGAAGCACAAAUGGAAGAAUUAGUCGGAUCAUUCUUCGAUGAAUGGGCGGCUGCUAUCCACGACCCAGAAAUCGCGAGGAAGUUCAAACAGUUUGAUAAUUGUGAUGAGGAGGUGGAGAAUAUGGAAAUGGAGGUUGAUAGGGGACAGAUGAGACCAGUUUACUGGGCCAAGGAGAGCGCGAAGACGGAUUUUAAGAAUGUGAAGUGGACAUCUUUGACUUGGGAGAGGGUUGUUAAGAAGGAUCAUUUUGCCGGUGCGGAUGAUUUACCGAAUGGGAUUUCGGCGAGUGUUAAGAGGGGCGAUACUCAGUUGGCUGUUUGGAGGGUGAGGGGUAGGUGGUUGGCUAGUCAGCAGAUGUGUCCUCAUAAGAGGGCGUUUGUUUUGAGUGAUGGGUUGAUUGGUGAUUCUAGCUCUACUUCUAUUGCUUCUUCCUCUUCUUCAUCUACUUCCGAAGAAGCAAAAAAAGAAGAAUCCCUCUGGAUUUCCUGUCCAAAUCAUAAGAGAAACUUCAAUCUAAAUGGAAAGGAUAAGGGCAGAUGUAGAAAUGAUGAGGAGGUUAGUAUAGCUAUUUUUGAAGUGGAGGAAAGAGAUGAUGGGUGGGUUUAUUUGAAGUUGCCGCCGGUGUUUGAGUUGGAUGGGGUGUUGGGUAUGCAGAGGUGGAGGGUUAGGGCGGGGGAGAGUGGGGAGAGUCCGUUUAAGGGGUUGGAUGAGAGGAUGCAUGUGGGGGGCAUUGGGAAGGUUGGGAGGAAUGGGGUUAAAGUGAAAGGGAGGAGGCCUGGGGAGUCGAGGAGGGAACUGAGGGUUGGAGGGGAGGAGGGUGGGAUUGAUUGGUAGGGUUUGUAAUUUGUGGGUGCUGUGCAGAAUCGGAAGGUAUGGAGUAUUGGAGUUGUUUUUAUAGAUGAUUUAGAUUUAGAUAGUGGGAUGUUUUAUGACAACACUGCUCAAUACUUCGUCACUCAUGAUACACGUAUACUCGCUGAGUCGCUUCGUAAAUGGACAUAUGUGGAUUAUGUAGAUAGGUAUAUAUGAGAGGGUUGGAACUAUUUCAAUUUACUUCUCUUGUACGUCCUGAUAGAUAGAUAGAUGCAUUUGUUUUUGUUGAAAUCUAGAGGGGAAGCAGGUGAAAUAAAGGAUAGAUA